AUGGGCGCCAGUAAUGGUAGCACAGAGCCAGCCAACCUUGCGGAGUUCCCACAGGAUAUACGUCCCAUUCGUGUCGCCGCACAGGUCCUCAAACACCCAGUCAAUGGAGGGGUCAAGUUAAUGCCUUGCCACAACCCUUCCUCCUCGCUCGCCCUCUCUGCCGCCAGCGUCGCCGCUCACGAGCUCCCGUAG
Messenger RNA from Aspergillus mulundensis, 192 nucleotides. RefSeq lists its product as uncharacterized. The transcript is spliced from 2 exons. The record is from RefSeq and is a predicted model, not a curated record. NCBI's taxonomy places the organism in Eukaryota, Fungi, Ascomycota, Eurotiomycetes, Eurotiales, Aspergillaceae. Bases 1 to 192 code for a protein of 63 amino acids.